Molecule: messenger RNA, 393 nt
Organism: Aplysia californica (California sea hare)
Lineage: Eukaryota; Metazoa; Mollusca; Gastropoda; Aplysiida; Aplysiidae
Exons: 3
Coding region: 1-393 (130 amino acids)
Source: RefSeq, a predicted model, not a curated record
AUGAAAGUUAUUGCACUUUUGGCGGUGAUUGCCCACGUGUCACUGGGGGCUGGUCCUGACCCCACCACCAUCUGUCACUCCAGCCAAAUCACCGUGACACAAAACUAUCUUUUAACUGGUGACAAGGACACGUUGGUGUCAGACUUCACUGCCCAAAAAGUAGCCGUUCUUCCUUCAGCUGGAGGCAGAAGAGUUGUCGACAUUGCAGCGUCGAAGACAUACGUUAUUACCCCUGCUGGCGCCUGCACAGUUCGCAAGUCGCUACCAUCAGAGGUUUACUUGAAGUGUCUUCCAGGUGAUCUUGUUUUUGUUCUUGUUCUUGUUCUUGUUCUUGUUCUUGUACUUGUUGUUGAGGGUGCUGUGGCGUGGCGCUUAGUGCGCUUGUCUCCGUAG